GCCAAAACAUGUGCAGGACAUGUGUUUCGUAUAUAACAUAUCGACAACGUAUACAACAUUUCGUUACUAAAGUAAAGAUUAAAGUGCUACAAUAUUAUAAUUUUCAUGUGGUUACGUCAUCUAUAGUCGAAUUCAGAUUUCAAAGUUUCAAGGAUGGCCAAAAAUAAAAAAGCAAAAAAGAAAUUCGGGCUCUCUGACAAGGUUAACAGCUCGAAAAGUGCACGCAAAGGCAAAGUAAAUCCAUUUGAAGUUCAUUUUAAUAGGCAGAAGCAUAAUGUUCUUGGAAAAAUAAGCAAAAGUGAUACUGGACUUCCAGGUAUAUCGAGACAAAAGGCGCUUAAGAAGAGGAAGGAAACUUUGCUGCAAGAAUAUAAAAAAUUUGGAAAGUCAAACACAAUUAUUGAUAAGCGAAUCGGCGAAUAUGAUUCAACUAUGACAGAAGAGGAGAAAAUGGUGCAGAGGUUUGCAUUGGAAAGAAAGAGAACACAUGAGAAAUCUGCUAUUUUUAACUUGAAUGAAGAAGAAGAGUUGACUCACUAUGGACAAUCACUAGCCGGAAUAGAGAAAUUUGAGGAGCAGAACAACAGUGAUGAUGGAAGUGAAGAUGGUUGGCUAGCAGGAAAGUUCACCGCUGAGGCACAUUUUGGUGGUGGAGACCUUGACAAAAAUGCUGAUGGUACAAAGAAACAAAUGACGAAGAAGGAAAUGCUAGAAGAGGUUAUAGCAAUGUCUAAGAAAAGAAAGUAUGAGCAGCAAACAGAGAAGGAAUCUGCAGUAGAAUUGACUGAAAAGCUUGAUAAACAGUGGAAUGACAUAGCUAGCCUGCUGUCUACUUCCAAGAAGAAUAAGCUGAACCCUAGUAGCUCUGCAAAGCAACCAGUGGAUGAGUUUGACAGGGUUGUACGAGAACUACAAUUUGAACUUAAAGGCAAACCAACAGAUAGGAUUAAGACUCCUGAGGAGGUUGCCCGCGAAGAGAAGGCAACCCUAGAGCAGUUGGAGACUGAGAGAAUAUCCAGGAUGAAAGGCGUGACAUUAGAGAACACACAGCAGAAUGCCAAGGGCAGCCACCAGUCUGCUGAUGACCUCAGUGAUGGGUUUGUUUUAAAUCGAGAAGAUAAGUUUACUCUGCGAUACAAAGAUGGAAAACUGCUUAGCCUGCCACCUCCUGACAAGGAGAAGAAAGCUAGCAAGCGUGUCCACUUCCAGGAUAAUUCCAAUGCAGAUUCUGAAGAUGAGGUUGAUGAUGAUGUUGAUGAGGAAAGUGAUGAAGAUGAGCAGAGCACAGGCUCCGAUGCUGAGGAGGAAAACUACUCGGAUCUGGAGUCUGAUGAUAAUGAGUUGGACUUAGGAGAGUGUGAUGCAGAAAUUACGACUGGUUGUGAUAGAGCAGUAAAGGAGAGAGUUGUGCCCUCAAAGGAAUUGAAAAUGGGAAUGGAAAUUGCAAAUGCAGAGCUACCCUACACCUUUCCAGCGCCUGGUUCAUAUGAUGAGUUCAGGAAAUUGAUAGAUGGGUACUCAUCAGCAGAUCAGCUGGUUAUAGUGGAACGCAUCUGUAAGUGCCACCAUCCAAGUCUCGCUGAAGGAAAUAAGGAGAAACUGCAGACUUUAUUUCGGAUUUUGGUGGAGCACUGUGGUCAUGCGGCUAUUGAAGCCGAUCCUGAUGUGAGCUUCAUUAAUCAGCUCACUCCGACCUUGUGUCGCCUAGCACAGCAAAGCCCGACAGAGACAGCACAGUUCUUGCAGCAGUUGGUGGUUGACAAGCAGCAUGCAUUCACUGAGGCUACACAGAAGAAAGGGGGACGAGGACAGUUUCCUGGACUCGACAUGGUUGUCCUUUUGGAGCUAGUUGCGGCGCUAUAUUCGACGUCAGACUUCCAGCAUCCGAUUGUCACGCCGGCUCUAGUUUACAUGGCCCAGAUGCUAGCACAGUGCCAAGUCUCGUCGACAAUUGCCGUAACAACAGGCCUGUUGCUAUGUACAGUGUUUUUAGAUUAUGUGUCAUUAUCCAAGAGGUUUGUACCAGAAGUGAACAAUUUCCUUUAUGGAAUCCUCUUCAUGGCCUCAAUCAAACAAGAUCAGGUUCUGAGGGUUUAUCCACCGUUUAAAUCUGUUGGUACCAGUGCUGACCUACUUGUGCUACCAAAGAGUGCCAUAAACAAUAGGACCAUUGACACGUCACCUCUCGGUCUUUGGGAAAUGGCAUCUCUAAAAGAUAUUGAGGAACCUACCCUGGAAUUCAAGUGCACAGCAAUAUCUGUUACGUUAAAACUACUGUGCAAGUUUGCUGUGCUCUAUAAAUCGCUCCCUGCCUAUCUGGAAAUAUUUGCACCUGUGAAGAAUGUGCUAUGCAAGGUUCCUUGGGAGAGAUACACUGACAGUGUAAAGGCAUCGCACCAACAGCUUGUGCAGGAGCUUAGCAACUGUCUGGAGACACGCCAAUCUCUCUCUCGCAGUAAGAAAAGACCUCAACCACUGAAGUUGUUUGAACCCCUAAUAGAAGACAACUAUGAUGGUAGAAAGAAAAGGAAGGGAACUAGAGAACAGAUUGAACAGCAGAAGCUAUUACACAAACUGAAGCGAGAACGUAAGGGGGCUGUACGAGAGAUACGUAAGGAUGCACAUUUCCUUGCUGGAGAGAAGCUCAAACAAGAGAAAGAGAAGGAUGUUGAACGCAAAGACAAGGUUAAGAGGCUUUAUGCUUUGCUAGGAAACCAGGAAGGUGACUACAAAGCUUUGGUUCGGAAUAAACGCAAAGCUUAGAAUUGUAUAAAACGGUGUUAAUCCAGGACGUAUUAUUUUGCAUAAAAAAUGUAUUUAAUAAAAUACAACCAACAAUGUUAGAGGUAUCAGCGAGUAAGGUCAAAGAGAUGUGCUAAUUGUAUACUCACUGCUGUGUAUAUAAAAUUAUUCACGUAGUUGCAUUAUCUCAUAUUUACUGAUAUACAUUGUAUUUAAGAAAUGACUGAAAUGGCAGUAAUUAUUUUCUAAUUAAUAAUGUAUAUAUCUUGAUCACACAUUCAUAGUUAUUUCAGUGGCCUAUGUAAUGCAAACAUGUAUUAGGGUAAUUGGGGGGAAUAUGAGCACCUCAAGAAUGUUGCUCGGGGAGAAAGAAACAAACAUCAGCUUUCUCAGAAUCACUUUUAUUUUGAAGACUCCCGUAUGCUAAAAUAACAAGCAUAAAUUAAAUGCUUAGAUAAGGUUAUAAAUAAAAUAGUGGCCCAUAAAAACUUAUACAAUUGUGUCCAUAUUACUCCAAGCUUGGGUAAUAUGGAUGCGUAUGUUACCACAACUUAACAACUACACAUGAUUUUUAUUCCUGCCUUAAGCAAUAUGUAUUCUUGAGCUAAUAAGUAAUUAUACUGGAAAUUUAUAUUCAAAGAAUAUAUAUUUUGCAAUAAACAUUAUCUCCUUCUGAUCUUGAACA
Molecule: messenger RNA, 3427 nt
Organism: Priapulus caudatus
Lineage: Eukaryota; Metazoa; Priapulida; Priapulimorpha; Priapulimorphida; Priapulidae
Product: nucleolar protein 14-like
Exons: 21
Coding region: 154-2763 (869 amino acids)
Biological process (GO): maturation of SSU-rRNA
Cellular component (GO): nucleolus; small-subunit processome; Noc4p-Nop14p complex
Source: RefSeq, a predicted model, not a curated record